Molecule: messenger RNA, 728 nt
Organism: Dipodomys spectabilis (banner-tailed kangaroo rat)
Lineage: Eukaryota; Metazoa; Chordata; Mammalia; Rodentia; Heteromyidae
Gene: S100a10
Product: S100 calcium binding protein A10
Exons: 3
Coding region: 192-485 (97 amino acids)
Cellular component (GO): cytoplasm
Source: RefSeq, a predicted model, not a curated record
AGGGGAGAGCCGCAGCCCGGGCAGCCGGCCCAGGCUCCUCCUGCUCCGCAGCCCCAAGCCUCCGCCCUCUCCCCACCCGACCCACGUACAAAGGCGCCCAGCCGCACAGCUCCCCUCACCUCCCGCGUCCCAGCUCGCCCAGCCUGCGCCGCGCCCCCCGGGGGGAUAAGAUUUCAACAGACCUUGCCAAAAUGCCGUCUCAAAUGGAACACGCCAUGGAAACCAUCAUGUUUACAUUUCACAAAUAUGCAGGGGAUAAAGGCUACUUAGUGAAGGAAGACCUGAGGGUGCUCAUGGAUAAGGAGUUCCCUGGAUUCUUGGAAAACCAAAAAGAUCCUCUGGCUGUGGACAAAAUAAUGAAGGACCUGGAUCAGUGCCGAGAUGGCAAAGUGGGCUUCCAGAGCUUCUUUUCACUAAUUGCAGGCCUCACCAUUGCAUGCAAUGACUACUUCGUAGUACACAUGAAGCAGAAGGGAAAGAAGUAGAUAGAAUCCAGCACUUAUUUCUGCCCACUGCAUAAGAGUUCUCCUGAAGGGUCAUGUAAAGGAUCCACCCACAAAAGAUUUUAUGACAGAUGAGGGCCCUUUAGGAAAAAUUACAAAUAGCAUCCAACUCCCAUUUGACAAGCAGAGAAAGGAACGUUAAUUAAAUGCCAAAUAAGCUUUUCAUUUUUAUAUUGUUUGCAUCCUCUUGCCCCUAACAAUAAAGUCUUUUUUUUUUAUUCCAAA